This is a messenger RNA of Microtus ochrogaster (prairie vole), 1596 nucleotides long. RefSeq names its product aldolase, fructose-bisphosphate B (gene Aldob). Gene Ontology annotation, biological process: glycolytic process. The record is from RefSeq and is a predicted model, not a curated record. Lineage: Eukaryota; Metazoa; Chordata; Mammalia; Rodentia; Cricetidae. Gene Ontology annotation, molecular function: fructose-bisphosphate aldolase activity.
UAUAAAAACCACCGCUCUCCGAGCUGAUCCAUCCAAUCUGGCAGCUGCCACCUCACAAGCUUCUACUGUCUCAGAGGACUCUUCUGUUUCACUGUACCUGUCACCAUGGCCCACCGAUUUCCAGCCCUCACCCCAGAGCAGAAGAAGGAGCUCUCAGACAUUGCCCAGCGUAUUGUUGCCAAUGGGAAGGGCAUCCUGGCUGCGGAUGAAUCUGUAGGCACCAUGGGAAACCGCCUACAGAGGAUAAAGGUGGAAAACACCGAAGAGAACCGCAGGCAGUUCCGAGAAAUCCUCUUUUCUGUUGACAAUUCCAUCAACCAGAGCAUCGGAGGAGUGAUCCUUUUCCACGAGACCCUCUACCAGAAGGACAGCCAGGGCAAGCUGUUCAGAAACAUCCUCAAGGAGAAGGGGAUUGUGGUGGGCAUCAAGCUGGACCAAGGAGGUGCUCCCCUGGCAGGAACAAACAAAGAAACCACCAUUCAAGGGCUUGACGGCCUCUCUGAACGCUGUGCUCAGUACAAGAAAGAUGGUGUCGACUUUGGGAAGUGGCGUGCUGUGCUGAGGAUUGCUGACCAGUGUCCAUCCAGCCUUGCUAUCCAAGAGAAUGCCAAUGCUCUGGCUCGCUAUGCCAGCAUCUGCCAGCAGAACGGGCUGGUACCCAUUGUUGAGCCAGAAGUGAUCCCCGAUGGAGACCAUGACUUGGAACACUGCCAGUAUGUCUCUGAGAAGGUCCUGGCUGCUGUCUACAAGGCCCUCAAUGAUCAUCAUGUUUACCUAGAGGGCACCCUGCUAAAACCAAACAUGGUGACUGCUGGCCAUGCCUGCACCAAGAAGUAUACACCAGAGCAAGUGGCCCUGGCCACCGUCACCGCUCUCCACCGCACUGUUCCUGCAGCUGUUCCUGGUAUCUGCUUUUUGUCUGGCGGCAUGAGUGAGGAGGAUGCUACACUCAACCUGAAUGCUAUCAACCGUUGCCCUCUGCCAAAGCCCUGGAAACUAAGUUUCUCAUAUGGAAGAGCCCUGCAGGCUAGUGCACUGGCCGCCUGGGGUGGCAAGGCUGAAAACAAGAAGGCAACCCAGGAAGCUUUCAUGAAGCGGGCCCUGGCCAACUGCCAGGCAGCCCAAGGACAGUACGUUCACACGGGCUCUUCCGGUGCUGCUGCCACCCAGUCACUCUUCACCGCCGCCUACACCUACUAGAUCCUCUCACCCACCAGCCAGGCCCCAGUUCUCCUAAGUAUUAGGUUGGAGAGCUGAAAGGCUUCAGUCAACCCUGGGGACUAGAUAAAAUUUGAUUGAACUGCUUAAAACACAAUAGAUGUGAAUCACAGACAUAGGCGAAAAGCUCAAUCAGCUGUUGAAACACGAGUGUGAGCAUGCCACACUAGAGUCUCUGAAUACCUCCAGUCCUGGUGUUCCAGAACACACACCCAAGAAAGAACAGGCAUUCAAGAAAAGCCAGUCUUCCAAAUGAUGAGGAAAGCUCCUCAGAGCUUAGGGGGUGGAGAAGGGCAUUUUAAUAAACAUACUUACUCAGGGUUGCUUAUGAAGGAUGCACAGCAACAGAAAAAGAAAUAAAGCGUGUAUAAACCUUCA